Molecule: messenger RNA, 633 nt
Organism: Caenorhabditis remanei
Lineage: Eukaryota; Metazoa; Nematoda; Chromadorea; Rhabditida; Rhabditidae
Exons: 3
Coding region: 1-633 (210 amino acids)
Source: RefSeq, a predicted model, not a curated record
AUGAUGGAACAUGAUAAAAGUAAUAUUCUAACUAAAUUGUUCUCUAAACUAAUUGCCAAUGCUUCGAAAAGUAACUUGCGAGUGUGGAUCGAGAGAUUCAUUUUGCAUCAUAAACAAGAUUCAUAUAGCAUCACUCAAACCGAAACCACCGACUCAGUCAUUCGUCAUCAGCAAGCCGAACCAGUUCUCCACAACGAUCCUCCAGCUCGCCAGGACCAGAACGCCUUCUACGAAGGAAAUGCAACUCCUUUCGAUGUCAUGGACGGAAUAAGACGAAACAAGCCAACUGCGAAAACAGAAAAUCAUCAGAAUGUUCCUGGCCCUUCUCAUGAAGGUCAAGGAUCCUCGUCUGGUAAUCAAAGAGCCCCUCCGGGAGGUGCAGGCGAUCAGGAAAAUCAGGAGCGGCGUGGUCGUUUCAACAUUCGCCAUGUCCCAAAUGAUGCAAUGCUUUGGGAUGGUCAUCUGGAUCAUACUGACAAUCUUCCCGGAUACAGACACCCGGAGCCGAUUGCUGAGUGGACACCGCAGUUGGAGAGACAACUUCAACAGGCUGACGCGCUUGCUCGAGAGGAGGCGAGAAGUGAGGCUAUUCGGGUCAAAAUUCUGAGAGAACAAUCCCCAUCCGAGCUCUGA